Molecule: messenger RNA, 549 nt
Organism: Octopus sinensis (East Asian common octopus)
Lineage: Eukaryota; Metazoa; Mollusca; Cephalopoda; Octopoda; Octopodidae
Product: endoplasmin-like
Exons: 1
Coding region: 1-549 (182 amino acids)
Biological process (GO): protein folding
Molecular function (GO): ATP-dependent protein folding chaperone; ATP hydrolysis activity; ATP binding
Source: RefSeq, a predicted model, not a curated record
AUGGGAAUUAAUGAAGACACUGGAAACAGAAAUCGGCUUGCAAAAAUAACUCAUUUCUACUCUUCAAUCUCGAACGAGACGAUGACAACCCUGGAUGACUAUGUGGACAGAAUGGAUCCGAAACAACCCGCAAUUUACUACAUUGGCGGAGAUUCCCUCCAAACUGUCCAAAAGUCCCCAUUCGUGGAACGACUUAUGCGGAGGAAUUAUGAGAUACUAUAUUUGUUGGAUCCCGUGGAUGAAUAUGCAGUGGGGCAUCUGACGGAACACAAGGGAAAAAGAUUCCAGAAUAUUGCUAAAGGAGAUAUUGAGAUAUCUGAGUCGGAUCAAGUCGCCGAGCGCAGAGCACAGUUGGAAGUCGAGUAUAAGGAAUUUGGAGACAGAAUUAAGUCAAUUCUUAACGUCUUGAUUUCCAAAGUGAAAUUGUCACACCGAUUGGUCAAUACGUCGUGUGUGGUUGUGGCCGACACAGACGGACUGACUGGAAAUAUGGAGAGGAUAAUGACGGCACAGACCGCUCACAGGGCUCAGGAUCCAACUGCCAGGUGA